Blastomyces dermatitidis ER-3 is the source of this 471-nucleotide messenger RNA. RefSeq lists its product as uncharacterized. The transcript is spliced from 2 exons. NCBI's taxonomy places the organism in Eukaryota, Fungi, Ascomycota, Eurotiomycetes, Onygenales, Ajellomycetaceae. Bases 1 to 471 code for a protein of 156 amino acids. The record is from RefSeq and is a predicted model, not a curated record.
AUGGCCGCUGUAUGGAUGGGUAUGGGUUGUUACCACUCCUACUUCUAUCAGGAGAAUUCAAAUAUUAAAUGCCAGAUGGUGUGGAGCUUGCACUGCAGUAAGUUGGAGCAUACGAAGAUUGAGCCAAAUCACGGAGAACAAGAUACAGGAAUAACAAGAACAGCAGCAACAGUUAAUUAUUAUGAUUUCAAGCAAGUCAAUAAAUGCCUAGAAAUGUCAAAGGAAAACUGGGUUGAGAGGAAGCACUGUGAGGAGCAGACAGGGACAUAUCAAAUCACAGAAGAAAUGCCAGACCAACUCAACUCCACUCCCGCAAUCCUCGAAGCCGCGAAUUGGCUGGGUUUUAAGAUCCAGGAAAUGCGCCGCCAGGUACAUGUAAUGUACCAUGUACCGUCCACGAGCAAAAAACUCCUGGGCCACAUCUUCCUCCUGGUGGCCCGUAAUAAUAAUAACCUUAGAAUAAGAAGUUAA